CAGGACAGGACAGGACAGGAGAGUAGAAGACAGCAGGCGAGAGAAAGACUAGAAGAAGAAGGACAGACAGAGAGAGAGAGAGAGAGAGAGAGAGAGGAGCGUCAUGAGGCCUAAGCCUUUCCCGAUGAGGAUACACUUAUGACUGAAUGGCAGGAGAGACAUCAGAUGGAUUCAUGGGAAGUAGAUGACCAGGCUGAGCAGCGCUCCUGUCUCAUCUGCGGAGACCGCGCCACCGGACUGCACUAUGGCAUUAUUUCCUGCGAGGGCUGCAAGGGCUUCUUCAAGCGCAGCAUCUGUAACAAGCGUGUGUACCGCUGCAGCCGAGACAAGAACUGUGAGAUGUCACGCAAACAACGCAACCGCUGCCAGUACUGUCGCCUGCUCAAGUGUCUACAGAUGGGCAUGAACAGGAAAGCGAUCAGAGAGGAUGGCAUGCCAGGAGGACGGAACAAAAGCAUCGGGCCUGUUCAGAUCUCGGAUGAGGAGAUAGAGCGGAUCAUGUCCGGUCAGGAGUUUAAGGAUGAGGCCAACAUGGCAGAACACACCUGGGGCAACAACGGCGACAGCGAUCACAGUUCCCCUGGCAACGGCGUCUCCGAUGGCAACCAACCUUCUCCCGCAUCCACACUCUCCUCCAAUCGUUCGGUGGAGUUGAACGGCUACACGGCCGCUCUCAGGGAGCAGUACAUAGGCAGCGCCGUCGCACAGCACUACCAGUUCCUGCCUCACCUGUUUGGCUACGCGGCUCAGCCCCGCAGUCUGUACCCGCAGAGUCAUACCCUCAUCAGCCAGCUGGUGGCAGCAGAGGAACUGGCACCACUGGGCACUCCCAUGCUCAUCGAAGACGGGUACCGCGUGACCCAGGUGGAGUUGUUCGCCCUGCUGUGCCGCCUGGCCGACGAGCUGCUCUUCCGUCAGAUCUCGUGGAUUAAGAAGCUGCCGUUCUUCUGCGAGCUCUCCAUCGAGGACUACACCCGCCUGCUGAGCGCCACGUGGCAGGAGCUCAUCCUGCUCGCCUGCCUGACAGUCUACAGCGCUCAGAUCCUGGGAGACCUGGCCAACGUCACGGACAAGUACACGCCGUCUGAUCACGAGCUGCAGGGGUUUAGUGAGGAUGGCAUGGAGGUGAUGGAGAAGCUGAUCUAUCUGUUCCGUAAGUUCCACCAGCUGAAGGUCAGCAAUGAAGAGUACGCCUGCAUGAAGGCCAUCAACUUCCUGAAUCAAGAUAUCCGGGGUUUGACAAACGUGGCCCAGUUGGAGCAGUUAAAUAAGCGUUACUGGUACGUGUGUCAGGACUACACUGAGUACAAAUACCCUCACCAGCCCAAACGCUUCCCUGAGAUCAUGAUGUGUCUUCCUGAAAUACGCUGCAUUGCAGGGAAGUUAGUGAACGUUCCAUUAGAGCAGCUCCCCCUGCUGUUCAAGGCGGUCCUGCACUCCUGUAAGUCCAGCCUGAACACCUACAGGUCAAACUCCUCCCCCUGCGUGACCAAGGGCUCCGCCCCUGCCAACUGAAAUACCUGCCUGUCGUCUCCUAACGACGCACACGGGACGGAGACGGGGUCACGGAGCUGUUGCCCGGAGUGUCUCACCUCCUCUCGCCUAAAAAGAAAAAAGAAAAAAAAAAAAAGAUAGAUAGAUAGAAAGAAAGAAUUGAUGAAUGUGACUAGCAGCUAUUUUAUACAUUUAAUUUUUAUCCCCUCUCUCUAUUUAUUACCAGACAGAGCUGAAUGUAUACUGAUGUACACUGCACACAAUCGCUGCUGCUCGUACGCAAAAUGCACAAACUCCGCGGCAGAGUCACUGCUCGCUCGUCCGACUGCAGAAUGUGUUCACUGCUG
Messenger RNA from Tachysurus vachellii, 1841 nucleotides. RefSeq names its product nuclear receptor subfamily 6, group A, member 1a (gene nr6a1a). The transcript is spliced from 9 exons. The coding region runs from base 139 to 1515 and encodes 458 amino acids. The record is from RefSeq and is a predicted model, not a curated record. Gene Ontology annotation, molecular function: sequence-specific DNA binding; DNA-binding transcription factor activity; zinc ion binding. NCBI's taxonomy places the organism in Eukaryota, Metazoa, Chordata, Actinopteri, Siluriformes, Bagridae. Gene Ontology annotation, biological process: regulation of DNA-templated transcription.